Messenger RNA from Pteronotus mesoamericanus, 2193 nucleotides. RefSeq names its product HDGF like 3 (gene HDGFL3). Bases 138 to 749 code for a protein of 203 amino acids. Lineage: Eukaryota; Metazoa; Chordata; Mammalia; Chiroptera; Mormoopidae. The record is from RefSeq and is a predicted model, not a curated record. The transcript has 6 exons.
GCCGCUUCCCCUCGUCGGAGCGGUCGCCCGUCCGUCCGAGGCCGCGGGGAGCGCGGCACAGUCCGUCGGCCCGUGGCGGGGCGGCCUGCCGGCGUCUUCGCGGCGACCAAGGACGACCGGGAAGGGGAGCGGCCGGGAUGGCGCGUCCGCGGCCCCGCGAGUACAAGGCGGGCGACCUGGUGUUCGCCAAGAUGAAGGGCUACCCGCACUGGCCGGCCCGGAUCGAUGAACUCCCAGAGGGAGCAGUGAAGCCGCCGGCAAACAAGUACCCUAUCUUCUUUUUUGGCACCCACGAAACCGCAUUUCUAGGUCCCAAAGACCUUUUCCCCUAUAAGGAAUACAAAGACAAGUUUGGGAAGUCAAACAAACGGAAAGGAUUUAAUGAAGGACUGUGGGAAAUAGAAAAUAACCCAGGAGUAAAGUUCACUGGAUACCAGGCAAUUCAGCAGCAGAGCUCCUCAGAAACGGAGGGAGAGGGUGGCAAUACCGCAGAUGCGAGCAGCGAGGAGGAAGGGGACAGAGUUGAAGAGGACGGAAAAGGCAAAAGGAAGAAUGAGAAAGCCGGCUCGAAGCGGAAAAAGUCCUACACCUCGAAGAAAUCCUCUAAACAGUCCCGGAAAUCUCCAGGAGAUGAAGAUGACAAGGACUGCAAAGAAGAGGAAAACAAAAGUGGCUCGGAGGGUGGGGACGCCGGCAAUGACACAAGAAACACAAGUUCAGACUCGCAAAAAACCAGCGAAGGGACCUAACUACCGUAAUGAAUGCUGCAUAUUCAGAGAAACCGCAGAAAGGUUGUGCGUUUGGUUGUCUACUAUUCUUGGAUUUGAUAUGAACCAACACGGUCCUUGUUGUCAUCGACAGAACCCCAGUUUGUAUGCACAUUAUUCACAGUCCUCUCUGUUUGUGUUUAGAGAAAGGAAGAAAAAAGACAUUUUAGCCUUUUUUAAGGUUAUUGAUUUAAUUUCAUGUUAUUUGGUUGCAUGAAGUUGCCCUUAACCACUAAGGAUUAUCAAGAUUUUUGCACAAACUUAUACAUGUCCAGGAUCCUUUAAUCAAGGCAGUUGUGUUCUCCACACCCUGCCUGUACUCCGCCAGCACCAAACACUCAGUUAGAUAUAAAUUUGCAUUUAAAAAAAAUGACCACUCAACAUGAUGUGUAUUUCCUCUAACCCAGGAGCCAGUUCCUAGAUAGAUGACGUUGGCAUAUUGAAGAUGGAAUUAAAAUUGUUCUUCAUUUUUGAGGCCAUGUGUAAAGUUGAAUCAUACUGUAAAAUAUCUAUUCCGUAUUAGAAAUAGCCAGUUGACAGCUUAUACUUCUCAAAACUCAUGCUGUUAUGCACACACACCCAGUUUCUACAUGUGAAGUCAGUGAGUCUUUCUGUGUCACUCCCGAAUAAAGGCGACACUUUAUCCUCCCGCCGCCAGGGCGGGGGGCGGGGGAGGGGGGGGACUCACUCAAGGGAGGCACUUGGCCUUUCAGAGCUGGAGUCCGCGGCGGCCCCAUGGGAAGCCAGACAGCGCGGUGACUUUUAAGUACAGACUUUCCAAACAGCCUUGUUUUCUUUCGGAACUAGAAUUAGAAUAGUUACUACCCAUCCACAAACCAUUAUUAUGUGUACAUUAUUGUUGCUAUUGUGAUAAUAGAGAAUUUUAUUUAUUUUUAUGCCAGCUUAUAUUGUGAGAACACAUUUAGUCAGUUUGGGUUUUUCCUCAAUCCUGUUAUGCUUGUCCUUGGAACAUAUUUCGCGUAUUCGAGGUUUGUAGUUGAAAAGUUUACUGUAAAAAAAAAAUCAAAAACAAAAAAAAUGUAUUGUUUUUACAGAAUAAAUUUAUUGGAAUGUGUACUGGGAGUAAGAUUUGAGGUUGUAAACAGCUGAGUUAGUGUAAUUUGGCUUCAUAUAUGUAAUGUGAGGUAUUAAUGUAAUUCAUAUAUUAAAGCAAAAUUGGUUAACAGCAAGUUAACAAUAGAGUCAAGUGCAGGUGAGGGUUUUCUUUUUCUUUUUGAACACCCUGGGCUUUAGGGGGUUUUUUAUGAACACGUUGGGUGGGGGAGAGGAACGGCUCUGGUUGCUCGUCUACCUAAGCCAUUUACCAGCUCACUGGGCCCUAAAUUCAGACCUUAUCCGUGUGUGGAUCCGGACCCCAUUUUUUUCUGUUCUUUCUGUGGGGAAGAGCUGGUGACAGGCGGCGGUU